AUGACCUUGGCACUACCCAGAGCUUUCAUCAAGAAGUCAGAUGUGCAUUCUUUGCACUUGUAUCUUGUUGCAUCCCAAGGCUUUGACUUGCCACAUUACUUUGAGUUAAUGACUGUGGAUGAUGUGCCAGUCUUCUACUAUGACAGUAAUAUGAAAGGUACAAUACCUGUCCCUGAAUGGCUGAACAACACAAUGGGACAGCAAUACUGGGACUUCUUGGUUGACACAGCAGAAAUUGACCAAGACCAAAUAGUAAAAGGUCUGAAAUCAGCCACACAGCAGUUUAAUGUCACAGGUGCUUCCAUUUAUCAGGCCUACGGUGGAUGUGAUCUCCAUCCUGACGGAACUGCACAAGCCUUUUUAACUCAUGCAUUUAAUGGCAAGGACUUCGUAAGCCUUGAUAUUGAGACUCGAACAUUUAUAGCAGCGGUUCCACAAGCAGUCCUCUAUAAGAGACUGAGGGAGAGGGAUCAAACCAAUCUUGAAUUACUUGACUAUUUCUACCGAACGAACUGUGUUGAAGGAAUUAAGGAGUUCCUCCGACAUGCCCCUAGCCUGCGCAUGAAGAGAGUUCCAGAAGUCAGGCUAUUUGAGAAGAAAAACUCCUUCACAGAGAUCACGUGUCAUGUGACUGGGUUCUACCCACAAACAGUGCAGGUUCAGUGGUUUGGGUCAGACAUGCAGCCUGUGGUUGAGAGGAUUAUUGAAGGUGAAGUGUUACCAAAUGGAGAUGGUUCUUAUCAGACAAGAAAGAGUGUUGUGAUACCAGCAGAACACACAGACAUACAUCACUACAGCUGUGUGGUCCAGCAUAGCAGCAUAUCUGGAAAUAUCACCAAGGCUUGGGAUGUACAUUCAUUCAGUGGUAUAAUGGUUGCAUCACAUGGCUUUGACUUGCCAGAAUAUUUUCAAGUAUUUUCCGUGGAUGAUGUGCCAGUCCUCUACUAUGACAGUAAUAUGAAAAGUCCACCACCAGUCCCUGAAUGGAUGACCAGUACAGCUGCACGACAAAUGUGGAGUUACUAUGCUCACAGAGCAAUUGUAAACAAAAGAGUUAUAACAGCAGGUUUGAUGUCAGCCAGGGAGCAGUUUAACUUAACGGGUGCCUCCACGAACAUUUACCAGUCUCAGACUCGAUGUGACCUCCAUCCAAAUGGAACUGUGCGAGCCUUUUUAACCCAUGCAUUUAAUGGCAAGGAUUUUGUGAGCUUUGAUAUGAAGACAAAAACAUUCACUGCCACAGUGCCUCAAGCAGUUUUCUAUAAGAGGAAGAGAGAGGAAAAUCAAGCCGACCUUGAAAUCGUUGCUAAUUUCUACAGAACAUGGGGUAUUGAAGGACUUAAGAUGUUCUUACAGCACAACCCCAGACUGCAAAUGAAGAAAGUUUCUGAAGUCAGGAUUUUUGAGAAGAAAAACUCUGCCUUCACAGAGAUCACAUGUCAUGUGACUGGGUUCUAUCCAAGAACAGUGCAGGUUCAGUGGUUUGAGUCAGACAUGCAGCCUGUGGUUGAGGGGGUUAUUGAAGGUGAAGUGUUACCAAAUGGAGAUGGGACUUAUCAGAUAAGAAAGAGUGUUGUGAUACCAGCAGAACACACAGACAUACAUCACUACAGCUGCGUGGUCCAGCAUAGCAGCAUGCCAGGAAAUAUCACCAAAACUUGGGGUAAGAUUGUACUGUCAAGGGAUGAAUAG
Molecule: messenger RNA, 1692 nt
Organism: Chanos chanos (milkfish)
Lineage: Eukaryota; Metazoa; Chordata; Actinopteri; Gonorynchiformes; Chanidae
Product: IgG receptor FcRn large subunit p51-like
Exons: 7
Coding region: 1-1692 (563 amino acids)
Biological process (GO): immune response
Cellular component (GO): external side of plasma membrane
Source: RefSeq, a predicted model, not a curated record